CUGCGUGCUGCGUCUCUUCCCUGCUGCUGCGUCCCCUGCUGCUGCGUCCUCUUUGUUGCUUCGCUUUGCGGCUGACUGGAGAAGAACAGAGAAUGAGUGAGCGAAACAUAACCAAUAAGGCAAAACAAGAAAUGAUCAUAUUUGCGACAGAAAAUUCUUCCAGGCAGUAUCUUUUGAAGAGAGAAAUACAAGCACAGGAAAAGAGCCAAACUUGUAGAAACUUUGGGAAUUGACUCACAUGAAGAAUGGACAUUGGGUUAAUGAUGCCUCUGCUAAAUUAAAUGAUAAGGUGAAAGAAUAUGUUGCUGAACAAACUCAAGAAAUUGAAGAGGAUAUUGAUUUGGACCCGCUUGUUAAUGAUGCAUUUGUGAAAGUUGUUGGAGAAACGUCAAGUUAUUGUCGUGGUCAAGGAUUGGGAGUUAAGGCAACAAGUAGGAGAUCCAUGAAUGGAAUUCAAGAGAAACUGCAAGCACAACAAAAAGAGGUAGAAGAAGAACGUCGUAAAAGAGAGAGUGUAGAAAUCCAGCUAAAAGAAGUAAAGAUUCAGCUUGAGGAGGAGCGGAAAAAUCGAGAAGCCAUGGUGCGAGACCAAAAACUAAUGAAACAGAGCAUGAUGGCAAUAGCAUCCCAUAUUCUAAGUAAUGAGAAUGGAGUUUCCGCUGCAUUUCUCAACAUUAUUUCUAAUUUACGUUGUUCAGAUGAGGCAAGUUGCUCAAGACUUAUGGAUGACAUCACGGAUGAGCAUGAAUAAACCAACAUAGCUGGCAAUAUGGUUCAUCAAUUCACAAGUUACUGGAAGAAAAUUUCCUUUUAGGGUUGUUAUUAGAACAGAAAUUAUGACUUUGGAGAUGUUCUUGUUCUUUUGUAAGUAAAAACAUAUGUUUUAGUGGUACUUAGUUUUUGAAGGUAUGUAAAUACUUAGUGCCUCAGUUGUAUUGACUUUUGCAAAUAUAUAUCAUAUAUCAAUUUUUAUAUAUUUGUGAUGUUUUAAAAGA
Molecule: messenger RNA, 995 nt
Organism: Nicotiana attenuata
Lineage: Eukaryota; Viridiplantae; Streptophyta; Magnoliopsida; Solanales; Solanaceae
Exons: 6
Coding region: 239-751 (170 amino acids)
Source: RefSeq, a predicted model, not a curated record